AUGAAUCACCAAGGACCACGCACCAUCACGUACCAUUCACAAGCUAUGAAUCACCAAGGACCACGCACCAUCACGUACCAUUCACAAGCUAUGAAUCACCAAGGACCACGCACCAUCACGUACCAUUCACAAGCUAUGAAUCACCAAGGACCACGCACCAUCACGUACCAUUCACAAGCUAUGAAUCACCAAGGACCACGCACCAUCACGUACCAUUCACAAGCCAUGAAUCACCAAGGACCACGCACCAUCACGUACCAUUCACAAGGCAUGAAUCACCAAGGACCACGCACCAUCACGUACCAGUCACAAGCCAUGAAUCAAGGACCACGCACCAUCACAUUACCAUUCACAAGCUAUGAAUCACCAAGGACCACGCACCAUCACGUACCAUUCACAAGGCAUGAAUCACCAAGGACCACGCACCAUCACGUACCAUUCACAAGCCAUGAAUCACCAAGGACCACACCAUCGUACCAUUCACAAGCUAUGAAUCAAGGACCACGCACCAUCACGUACCAGUCACAAGCUAUGAAUCACCAAGGACCACGCACCAUCACGUACCAUUCACAAGGCAUGAAUCACCAAGGACCACGCACCAUCACGUACCAUUCACAAGGCAUGAAUCACCAAGGACCACGCACCAUCACGUACCAUUCACAAGCCAUGAAUCACCAAGGACCACGCACCAUCACGUACCAUUCACAAGGCAUGAAUCACCAAGGACCACGCACCAUCACGUACCAUUCACAAGCCAUGAAUCACCAAGGACCACGCACCAUCACGUACCAUUCACAAGCUAUGAAUCACCAAGGACCACGCACCAUCACGUACCAGUCACAAGCUAUGAAUCACCAAGGACCACGCACCAUCACGUACCAUUCACAAGCUAUGAAUCACCAAGGACCACGCACCAUCACGUACCAAUCACAAGCCAUGAAUCACCAAGGACCACGCACCACCACGUACCAGCCAUGGAGCAUAAGACGCGCCCAGUCUUAA
This is a messenger RNA of Homarus americanus (American lobster), 1002 nucleotides long. RefSeq names its product cation channel sperm-associated protein 1-like. The transcript has a single exon. Bases 1 to 1002 code for a protein of 333 amino acids. Lineage: Eukaryota; Metazoa; Arthropoda; Malacostraca; Decapoda; Nephropidae. The record is from RefSeq and is a predicted model, not a curated record.